UGCGCAACCCUAUUUAAAGAUGUGCUGGCGCACCGAACCGCUCACAAGUUGGAGGAGUGAGGAACGCACAAGAUGUUUGAUGAAUUCAGGGCCAUCAUCACCCUCACCCUCUUCCCUUUCGCCUUGAGGCCUGGCUGGGUAUGUAUUAGUAUAUAUACAGUAUAUAUAUAUAAGUAUAUAGGUAUUUAUUGAGGAUAUGUAUGCCACCCGGUGAAGAAAACAAUGGGAUGCGUUGCACGCCAAAUAAUGCAAACGGUUCUGUUUAUUGCUUCGAGCGGGGAAAAUAAUAAUAUAAUUGGAAAAGUUGCAGGAAUGAGCAAACUAAUAAAAAAAGAAAAAUAAUAUAAUCAGAAAAGUUGCAGAAAUGGGCAAACUCAUAAAAAAGAAAAAUAAUAUAAUUGGGAAAACUUGCAGGAAUGGGCAAACUAAUAAAAAAAGAAAAAUAAUAUAAUCGGAAAAGUUGCAGAAAUGGACAAACUGAUAAAAAAGAAAAAUAAUAUAAUCAGAAAAGUUGCAGAAAUGGGCAAACUAAUAAAAAAGAAAAAUGAUAUAAUUGGAAAAGUUGCAGAAAUGGGCAAAAUAAUAAAAAAGAAAAAUAAUAUAAUCAGAAAAGUUGCAGAAAUGGGCAAACUCAUAAAAAAGAAAAAUAAUAUAAUCGGAAAAGUUGCAGAAAUGAGCAAACUAAUAAAAAAGAAAAAUAAUAUAAUUGGAAAAGUUGCAGGAAUGAGCAAACUAAUAAAAAAGAAAAAUAAUAUAAUCGGAAAAGUUGCAGGAAUGAGCAAACUAAUAAAAAAGAAAAAUAAUAUAAUCGGAAAAGUUGCAGGAAUGAGCAAACUAAUAAAAAAAGAAAAAAAAUGAUUGCAAAACUUGCAGGGAUGGGCAAACUAAUAAAAAAGAAAAAUAAUAUGAUUGGGAAAAGUUGCAGGGAUGGGCAAACUGAUGAAAAUGUUGCAGGACGUUGAAUAGGGUGAAGGUACUGCAAAUCCCAUCAUCCCUGGUCCCUCCUCUCCAUAACAACUGCCCAGCUCAUCCGCUUGGAUUCAGUAGCAUGACUCACAACAUGUCCUGGUGGUGUUCACGCCACACGUGUGUCUGGCUGUUCCCUGGGGCCAGAACAGGGGCGGAGAGGUCAGCCGGCUUCUCACCCAGAAGGUCCCACCGGUGGUGGAGAAGGUGACGCGAAGCAGAAAGAACAUCUCAGUGAGCAAUUCCCCAGGUUCAGCCUUGUAGGUGCUCAAAGGAAGUCUUGUUUUGACUUGUGGGCUGAGCAGAGAGGGUGUUAACUGGCCUGCCAGCUGUUGGGGUUUGUGCAGUUCCAUAAACUUUCCCCAUGUGUCUGCGAGAGAACCAAUGGGGACAUGACCGUGUGUGGUCAGCCUGCUCUCCCAAACGCGGGGCAUGAUGUUCGGUGGGGUGUUCGGUGCUCGGCCUCCCGGGCACCCACUGGGUGCUGUUCCGUGUCCCCCCUGCAGGUGGCAGCGCAGGCCUGCGUGUUCCCGUGCCGGUGCCCUGCGCAGGCGCUCCCGUGUCCGGCGGGCACCAGCCUGUUGCAGGACGGCUGUGGCUGCUGCAAGGUGUGCGCCCGGCAGCUGGGCGAGCGGUGCUCCGUGCACAGGCCCUGCGACCACCACCGCGGCCUCUUCUGCGACUUCUCCAGAAUCCAGAGAGACCACGGCAUCUGCUUAGCUCACGAAGGAGCCACGUGUGACUUGAUGGGGAAGACCUACUUCAACGGGGAGAGCUUCCAGCCCAGCUGCAAGAUGCAAUGCACCUGCAUGGACGGGGCCAUCGGCUGUGUCCCGCUGUGCACGGACGGGGCCCCGCUCCCCCCCACGGACUGCCCGCUCCCGUUCCAGGCAAAGGUGCAGAGCAAGUGCUGCGAGGAGUGGGUCUGUGAGCGGGGGCCCCGGAAGAGCCCCACGGGAAAGGGCCCCGCAGUCUCAGUUUACAGGAACAAGCCUGCGCACAAGGGCAAAGGCAAGGGCAAGGCCCACCGCAAGGGGAGCGUCCUCCAGAAGAACUGCCUGGUGCAGACCACCCCGUGGAGCGCCUGCUCCAAGACGUGCGGGAUGGGCAUCUCGACCAGGGUCACAAGCAACAACGCGCACUGCCGCCUGGAAAAGGAGAGCCGGCUCUGCAUGAUCCGCUUCUGCAACAUCCCCUUGGAGAAGAGCAUCAAGAAGGGAAGGAAGUGCGUGAGGCACGCGAAGCCCCGGCAAGCGAUGCGCUUUGUGUUCACGGGCUGCACCAGCGUCCGGUCCUACCGGCCCAAGUUCUGCGGCCGCUGCUCGGACGGCCGAUGCUGCACGCCACUCGUCACCAGCACCGCCCAAGUCGGCUUCACGUGUCCGGAAGGGGACUCGUUUGUCCGCAAGAUGAUGGUCAUCCGAUCCUGUUCCUGCCACUACGACUGCCCCGCCGAAAACGACAUCUUCCUGGCGAUCUACCGACGGCGGAUGAUCGGAGACCACGUCAAGCUGGAGAGGCCGUAGUAGUGGCCGGAGUGCGGAAAAGACUGCAACGCGCAGCACAUCCUGGCCUUCACCACCAUCACCAAUGGCUGUGUUGACGGUGUGAAUCUCAAAGUUGUAUUUUAUAUACUGGCAUGCAGGGCCGGCCCUAGGCAAUUUUCUUUCUUUCUUUCUUUUUUAAUAUGUAUUUAUUGAAAUUUCAUAUACCAUAAGAAAAGAUGAGAAAAAUUUAGUAUACAUCGAAAGUGGGAGAACAAUAUUUUUAUUAUAGAAAAGUAGGAAAAAUGAGAAGAAAAAAGAAAAAAAAUGAUAGUCAGAGAAAAGGAAUUAUAUAUACAGUAGAGUCUCACUUACCCAACAUUCUGGAUUAUCCAACGCAUUUUUGUAGUCAAUGUUUUCAAUACAUCAUGAUAUUUUGGUGCUAAAUUCAUAAAUACAGUAAUUACAACAUCCCAUUACUGCGCAUUGAACUGCUUUUUCUGUCAAAUUUGUUAUAUAACAGGAUGUUUUGGUGCUUAAUUUGUAAAAUCAUAACCUAAUUUGAUGUUUAAUAGGCUUCUCCUUAAUCCCUCCUUAUUAUCCAGCAUAUUCGCUUAUCCAACAUUCUGCCGGCCCGUUUAUGUUGGAUAAUUGAGACUCUACUGUAUGUGUGUAUAUAUAUAUAUAUGUGUGUGUGUGUGUGUGUGUGUGUGUGUGUGUGUGUGUAUAUAUAUAUAUAUAUAUUAUAUAUAUAAUAAAAAAUUUAAAAAAUUAAAAAAAAUUAAGAGUUCUAGACUUCCAACCUGCUCUUGCUAUUCCUUAAACCAUCAUAAUUAAUAUUCCAUUAUACUAUAUCCCCUUCGUCCUCUUCUAGUCUUGGAAAUAUUAAGCUUCAGCAGAUGAGAUCUAAUUUUGUCUGUUUUAGAUAGUCUUUGACUAAGUCCCAGUUGGUUUCUUUUUUUGGUAAUCCUUGGUUUGGGGAUAACCAAUAAGUCAACCUGUCCAUAUUCAUAAUCUCUGAUACCUUAUUUAGCCAAUCCUCUUUUUUAGGUAUUUCUUUUUGUCUCCACAUUCUUGCAUAGACUAGCCUCGCCGCUGUGACCAAAAAAUUGAACAAAAUUUCUUUAUUCUUGUCAUUUUCAAUAUCCAACAUUCCCAACAGGAAGAAUUCUGGUUGUCUUUGGAUUUUUAUUUUUAAAAUUGAUUGUAUAGAAAGCGAGACAGUUUUGGAAAGAUAUAUGGGAAGCGGCCCUAGGCAAUUUUCAAGUGUAAGCAAACAGUAUUUUGGUGCCACCCCCCCCCCCCCCCCUAAAUGCAGUGAGAGUCCUGGAGAGAUAAAUAGCAAAGAUAAUAGAGAGCCAUUGAGAUAAACAGCAAAGAUUUAAAAAGUGCCCCCAGAGGAUUGGCGCCUUGUUUAUUAUUUUAUUUAUUUACAGCAUUUAUAUUCCGCCCUUCUUUCUCACCCCGAAGGGGACUCAGGGCGGAUCACAUGACACAUAUAGGCAAACAUUCAAUGCCUUAACAUAGAACAAAGACAAAGACAAACAUAGGCUCCCAGCGGGCCUCGAACUCAUGACCUCCCGGUCAGAGUGAUUCAUUGCAGCUGGUUUCAGCUGGCUUGCUCUCCAGCCUGCGCCACAGUCCGGGCCUUCCACAUUUGCGUAUUUCGCGUAUAGGUUCAGCCGCCCAUGCUUGGUUACAUAGGGAUCGAACUCAACAAUUUGCAUCGUUAGCUUUGGUGGGAUCGAUUACUCAUACAUUAUUGACUGCUGUCUCUGGAGCUGCCCUACGUCAUCUUGCACAAAAAUAUAUACAUCAAUCACCUGGCUUUCUCAGUUUUUCUACAAGACUGAGACGCAUUGUAAGAGACUGGGGGUGCAUCUGUAUUGUACAAUUAGUGCAGUUUGAUACCACUUUAAUUGUUUGUAUGUGUUUGGGAAUAAUGCAAAAAUUAUCCAGCAACCUGCUUCCAUUCAGGAAAGAUGAAGCUCACCUGCUGGGUCUUCCAAACACAAGAUAAGGCCCAUGAUAAGCUCACCAUAAGCCCCAAAUGACUCGAAAGUGCACAACAAUGGCUAGAAUGUCUGCCAGGACUGCGUAGUUUUCACAUCUAGGAAGGCGUGAAGGGAAGAUAAGGGUGAGUAUGCAAGUAUAUAAAAUACUAGCUGUGCCCGGCCACGCGUUGCUGUGGCGAAGUCUGGUGGUCUGGGAAAUAAAGUAUUGAGGAAUUGGUGGUAGUUAAGGUCAAGGGUCAAGGUUUUCUCCUGACAUUAAGUCCAGUUGUGUCCGACUGCACACUGAAGUGGAUUAUAUGGCAGUGUGGAGUCCAGAUAAUCCAGUGCCAAGCAGAUAAUAUAAGAUUCUAAACGGGUUAUAUAGCUGUGUGGAAGGGCCUUGAGUCUACAUUGCCAUAUAAUCCAGUGCAAAUUAGAUAAUCUGUGAAAUAAGCCUAAGUGAGGCCUAAAUCUGCCUGUCCCCUCAGCUGAGUUGGUUGCUGGGAGACCAAGUGGCCAGAGAUUAGUCCUCUAACUGGCAGCAAUUGGAUAAAAACAAUUAUUCCUUUCC
Molecule: messenger RNA, 5015 nt
Organism: Anolis carolinensis (green anole)
Lineage: Eukaryota; Metazoa; Chordata; Lepidosauria; Squamata; Anolidae
Product: CCN family member 2
Exons: 4
Coding region: 1359-2492 (377 amino acids)
Biological process (GO): cell adhesion; signal transduction
Cellular component (GO): extracellular region; extracellular matrix
Molecular function (GO): integrin binding; heparin binding
Source: RefSeq, a predicted model, not a curated record